Triticum aestivum (bread wheat) is the source of this 3063-nucleotide messenger RNA. Its product is annotated as BRCA1-associated RING domain protein 1. Gene Ontology annotation, cellular component: BRCA1-BARD1 complex; BRCA1-A complex. Gene Ontology annotation, molecular function: ubiquitin-protein transferase activity. The transcript has 16 exons. Lineage: Eukaryota; Viridiplantae; Streptophyta; Magnoliopsida; Poales; Poaceae. Bases 259 to 2700 code for a protein of 813 amino acids. Gene Ontology annotation, biological process: positive regulation of transcription by RNA polymerase II; double-strand break repair via homologous recombination. The record is from RefSeq and is a predicted model, not a curated record.
AAGACGAGGCGAGAGAGAGAACAGAGAAGCCGCCCGGCCACGCAAAAAAGUGUCCUUUUUCUGACCUCGUCCAUUCAAGUAGUGCGAACGCUCGCCAGCGGCCACGCCCCCUGCCAUGCCGCGCGCCUGCCUGCUCCUUGUCACAUCCGCGCCUCGCUCCUCCAGCCCACUCUCCAGCGCCACCCGUCGCCACAUUAGACUGCAACUGAGAUUGUCGUCCAAAUAGCCGCCGGCCGCUGGGUGUGCGUGCCGAUAUCGAUGGGGAGCGGGAGCGGAGCAGUCGUGUGGAGGGAGAUAGCGUCGUCGCCUCCGCCGGGAUUCGGCCGGCCGACGGGGAGUGCGGGCGGAACAGCCUCGGGGAGCGAGAGGCCGUCACCGGCCCCGGGAUUCGGCGCCGCGCGGCCGUCAUCUGCGCAGUCCGGAGGUUCCAAGUCUGCUGCUCGUACCGAUAUGUUGGUCGACGUAGGAAUGGAAGCUGGCUCUGAUAAUCUUGAGGUUCCACCACAUGUUGGGAAUGAAAGUGCAUCCCCCACGAAAGGCACAAAGAGGAAAUUUGUUGUUGAUGCAACCGAAGGUGCAUCACCAGGUGUUAAUACAAGUAACACUGGGCAGCACCAGCAUUCCCGCAGAAAAGGUAAGGGUCCUGGGAAACAUGCAAAGCUGGAAGACAACAAAGGUGCUACUAAGUUGGGGAGAGAUCAGACACCAAUCGGCGUAUUUGAAGAUGAAUGUGUUUUCUGCCAUUCAUUUAGAACCAGUGAGCCGUUCCAUGGUCCGAUGGUACUGUAUCGCAAUAGAAGGAUUGUGCCCAGUGACGAGGGCAACCCUACCAACGCCAUCUAUAUCCACGAGAAAUGCAUGGUUUGGGCCCCAAAAGUGGAAUCCAAUGGUGAUACUUUUAAGAAUGUGGAGAGUGAAAUCAAUCGUUCUAAAAGAUUGAGAUGCAGAAGAUGCAAACUCCGGGGAGCAGCGCUUGGUUGUUAUGACAACUCCUGCAGAAAAAGUUAUCAUGUCCCAUGUGCAAUGAUGAUACCAGAAUGCCGCUGGGAUCCUGAGAAUCACCGUGUUUGGUGCCCCAAGCAUGCGCCACCUGAUGAGCUGAGCUCACCAACAAUGGAGAGUGACACUCUUUCCCCCGUCCUUCAAAAUCAUUCCAGCCAAUGUCCAGCUAAAGAAAUUUCGGUCGAUUACCAAAUGGAAGAUGAACACAUUAAUCCAUUACCGUGCGAUGAGAUGAGCUCACCAGUAAUUGAAAGCGACAUUAAUUCCGCUGUCCUUCAGAAUCAUUCCAGCCAAUGUCCAACUAAAGAAAUUUCGGUCGAUUGCCAAAUGGAAGAGGAACACAUUAAUCCAUUACCGGGCGAUGAGAUGAGUUCACCAAUAAUUGAAACUGACAUUACUUCCCCUGUCCUUCAGAAUCAUUCCAGCCAAUGUCCAGCUAAAGAAAUUUCGGUCGAUUGCCAAAUGGAAGAUGAACACAUUAAUCCAUUACCGGGCGAUGAGAUGAGCUCACCAAUAAUUGAAACUGACAUUACUUCCUCUGUCCUUCAGAAUCAUUCCAGCCAAUGUCCAGCUAAAGAAAUUUCGGUUGAUUGCCAAAUGGAAGAUGAACACAUUAAUCCAUUACCGGGCGAUGAGAUGAGCUCACCAAUAAUUGAAACUGACAUUACUUCCGCUGUCCUUCAGAAUCAUUCCAGCCAAUGUCCAGCUAAAGAAAUUUCUGGCGAUUGCCAAAUGGAAAAUGAACACAUUAGUCCACUCGCCACAUCAAGUUCUUCUUUGCCUGGACAAGUGCCUGGCCAAUAUUUAGUUAAAGGAGGAACAUCUGUCCUUGAUAGAAGGGAAGAUCUGCAAGUAGAUCAGCUGAACACCUCGAGUUCUUCCUUGCCUCAGGGCCAAUGUUCGGACAGAGGAAGAAUUUCUGCUAAUCACCGGAGAGAAGAAAAGCUAGUAAAUCAGUCUAGCACCCCUGUGGAUCAAUGGGUUUUGCUCGGUAUAUCUUUAAGUGCAUCAGAAAAGGAUUCCUUGAAGGAAUUUGCAUCCUUAACCAGUUCAACCUUGGCUGAGGAAUGGGACAAAACUGUGACCCAUGUAAUUGUGGGCAGAAACGCCGGUGAUGCAUGUGGCAGAUCAUAUGAGGUCCUGAUGGCGAUACUCUCUGGGAAAUGGGUUGUCACAGCCGGAUGGAUUGUGGAUUGCAUGGUGGAACCGAUUCCAGAUCUAAAAACUUGCUUGGAAAAGCCGAUCCCAGGCCCGGAAAUUUCUUACGAGAUGAAUUUCUGUGAUGGCUCGUGCACAUCAGGUUAUGGACCAACAAAAGGAAGAGCUAGAGCUGCUGAACGGGCACCAAAACUGUUCUCUGGACUGCAUUUCUGCCUCAGCGCCUACAUAGACCCUGAAGACAGAGAAACCAUCAGAAGACUCGUAGCAGCUGGUGGAGGGCAAGUACUGGAGGGAAUCAGCCCAGACCGGUUGCACGAGAAUCUGAAUAAAAAUCCAGCGGAAGUGUACUUCAUCUACGACAGCGGCCCUCCAAGGAAGAUCACUUCGGAUUUCGAUCUUAUCCUUGGCAAGGAGAUUCAGGAGAGCAUCGAGUACGCGAAAUCGGGAGUGCAGGUGAUCAGCCACACGAGGCUGCUCGAUGCUAUCCUGUGCUAUGAUGCGCGGAUCCUGGAAAGGAGGCUUCAGCAAGACGUGUAAGUGAAGGGCGCGCUUCAGGCAGUGGCUUUUCGCUCGUGUUACGAGAGUUUUCUGGGUUCAGCCCCCCACAUGAGUAGCAGGGGGGCUGUCGAAAGUUGACGAAUCACACACUCUACUCACCCUUUAGGCUAUAGGGUGGUGUGUUUGUUGUUGUUUUGGUGCUGGAUUGCUUGUUUAGCAGAUCUUUAGUACUUGUGCCGGACGGUUGUUUCUCGGUGCUGAAGGCGCCUGCUGUGAAAUGGUUGUACUUUUUUGGCGGUGACUGAAACCUCUGUUGGGCAGCAUCAUCUGUUUGGAAUUGGAUUGCCAAAUCUGAAGAAAUCCUGAACUGUUACAUCGCCCUGCGGGUUGCGGCGUGUUCUA